AUUGCAGAGAAAAUUUACUUGCGUUCUUUCAAAUUUUUCAUUUUUGAAUUAAACUAAUUUUAAUAAAUUUUUUAUUUAUUUGUUUGAUUAAAAAAAAUUUACAUCUUAUUGGUUUUAUAUGUAUUUUUUUAAAUAAAAAUGGUAAAGGCAUGGUAUAUGGAUGAUUCUACGGAAGACCAAAGAUUGGAACACUACGCAAAUCCUGAUAAACCAGAAUUUAUAAAUCUUGAAGAACUAUAUAAAAAAACUGGUGUAGAACAUUUUAUUUUAGAUGCUAAAAAAUACAAGGAAGAUGGAAAAUUGGACAAAAUACGGAAGGAACGUGGGUACUCUUACGAAGAUGAAUUGACAUGCUCUAAAGAAUGCUUACCUGAUUAUGAAAAUAAACUGAAACAUUUUUUUACCGAACAUUUGCAUACUGAUGAGGAAAUCCGUUUUGUAUUAGAAGGCUCUGGUUAUUUUGAUGUCAGAGAUCAAGAUGAUAAAUGGAUUAGAAUUUUUGUUACCCCAGGCGACUUGAUUGUUAUUCCAGCAGGGAUUUAUCAUCGUUUUACUCUUGAUACAAAUAAUUUCAUUAAAGCAAAGAGAUAUUUUGUUGGAGAACCGGUUUGGUUGCCUUAUAACAGACCAGCAGAUAAUAUGAGUUGCAGGCAGGCUUAUUUAGAAAACAUGAAAAAAAUUCAAAACAACAUCUAAUGUAGUUUCGAUUGUGAUAAAAUACAUAUAUUAUGUACAUAUAAAGAGUUAAAUCUAAAAUAAUGGAUGUUUAAAAAUAUAUUAUAAUACUAACGAAAAAAAAAUGAAUAAUAACAAUUUUACUCAAAUCGGAGAAUAUAAAUUGGCUUGGUUUAUUUAUAUUAUGAAUGUAAAACUUCAG
This is a messenger RNA of Condylostylus longicornis, 877 nucleotides long. Its product is annotated as acireductone dioxygenase-like. Gene Ontology annotation, molecular function: acireductone dioxygenase [iron(II)-requiring] activity. The coding region runs from base 139 to 696 and encodes 185 amino acids. The transcript is spliced from 5 exons. The record is from RefSeq and is a predicted model, not a curated record. NCBI's taxonomy places the organism in Eukaryota, Metazoa, Arthropoda, Insecta, Diptera, Dolichopodidae.